AUGUCCACUGCCUCCUCCUCCAGUUCCUCUCAGACCCCUCAUCCCCCGCCGCAGAGGAUGCGGCGCAGCGCCGCGGGCUCCCCGCCCGCCGCCCCCUCCGCCGCCGCGGCCCCGACCGAGCAGGCGCCGCGGGCCAAGGGCCGCCCGAGACGGUCCCCCGAGAACCACCGGAGGAGCAACUCACCUGAGAGACGGAGCCCCGGCUCGCCCGUGUGCAGAGUGGACAGGCCAAAAGCUCAGCAAGUUCGAAACUCUAGUACAAUCAGACGAACCUCUUCUUUGGACACGAUAACAGGACCUUACCUCACAGGACAGUGGCCACGGGAUCCUCAUGUUCAUUACCCUUCGUGCAUGAAAGAUAAAGCUACUCAGACACCCAGCUGUUGGGCAGAAGAGGGAGCAGAAAAGAGGUCACAUCAGCGUUCUGCAUCAUGGGGGAGUGCUGAUCAACUAAAAGAGCAGAUUGCCAAACUGAGGCAGCAACUACAACGUAGUAAACAGAGUAGUCGGCACGGUAAGGAGAAAGAUCGUCAGUCACCUCUUCAUGGCAACCAUGUAACAAUCAAUCACACUCAGGCUACUGGAUCAAGAUCAGUCCCUAUGCCGCUGUCAAAUAUAUCAGUGCCAAAAUCAUCCGUUUCACGUGUGCCCUGCAAUGUAGAAGGAAUAAGUCCUGAAUUAGAAAAGGUAUUCAUUAAAGAAAAUAAUGGGAAGGAGGAAGUGUCCAAGCCCGUGGAGAUCCCGGACGGCCGGAGGGCCCCGCUGCCCGCCCACUGCCGGAGCAGCAGCACGCGCAGCAUCGACACCCAGACGCCCUCGGUGCAGGAGCGCAGCAGUAGCUGCAGCAGCCACUCACCUUGUGUCUCCCCCUUCUGUCCCCCCGGGUCCCAGGACGGUAGUCCUUGCUCAACAGAAGACUUGCUCUAUGAGCGUGAUAAAGACAGUGGGAGUAGCUCACCGUUACCCAAGUACGCUUCAUCUCCCAAACCAAACAACAGCUACAUGUUCAAACGGGAGCCCCCAGAGGGAUGUGAGCGAGUGAAGGUCUUUGAGGAAAUGGCGUCUCGUCAGCCUAUCUCAGCCCCUCUCUUUUCAUGUCCUGACAAAAACAAGGUUAAUUUCAUCCCAACCGGAUCAGCUUUCUGUCCUGUAAAACUUCUAGGCCCUCUCUUACCUGCCUCCGACCUGAUGCUCAAGAACUCUCCUAACUCAGGCCAGAGCUCGGCCCUGGCCACCCUGACCGUCGAGCAGCUCUCCUCCCGGGUUUCCUUUACGUCUCUUUCUGAUGACACCAGCUCGGUGGGCGCCCUGGAGGCCUCCGUCCAACAGCCAUCCCAGCAGCAGCAGCUCCUGCAGGACCUGCAGGGUGAGGAACACAUCUCUGCUCAGAACUAUGUGAUCAUCUAAAGCAAAGGGGGAGCUGGCCUCUACCCUACCUUCACGGAUUAGGAACUAGACCUCAGACAUCUUAUCUGCAUGGAGUGACAAACUUUCGGAACACCACCACCACCAACAGAAUACUUAUCAGCAUCAUAAAGUAUCUCUUAACACUGAUCUUGGCAGGGACGGAACUCCUAUUCACCAGUUUUUGUGGAAAGCAGUACUGCUUGCAAAAUGUGUGUGUCAUUCAGCAUUUUAAGUGGAGACUAUGCAUUUCAUAGUAUGUUUGACAGAUUAGUACUGUGUCCCGUGUUUUGUUCCAAAUUCUUCAGUAUAAAUAAGCUCUAUAUCAAAAAGUUGCCUGUCUAAAUAGAAAAUGUCUUGCUGUGUUUUGUCCUAUGGAAAAUACUGUACUUCAGGAUUAUGUUUACAAUUGAUCCAGGUGUUUGUUUCUAACUUCUGUAAUACAUACAAUGCAAAAAAAUAAUAAUAAUAAAUGGCCACAACAGUUGCACAGUGCCCACCCUAUGGCCUAGCUUCAGGUACUUCAGUUGAAGUCUAAACUCAGGUAACUUGGAAUGUAUAUCAUAUUGGGAUAUUAAAUAUUUCACAGCUAAAAAGCUAAAGAGGGAACAUCACUCUUUUGCCUUUCCUUAUUUUAUGCAUUUCCCUUUCCUCAUUACAUUCCACAUUCUUAGAAUAAGAAGUGCAUUCAACCCUAGGAGAACAAUAAUCCUGGACAUGGGUGAACAUGAGGAGAACCAGCAAAUCUGUGGUGUCUGACAUCAUUUUUGUCAUGCGGUUACAAGUAAAACAACUGUUGAAUUCACUUUUCAACAUGUGUAAAUGUGGCUUUUUUUUUUUCAAACAAGUUCAGGUGUUGCUCAGUUCAUGACUUAUAAUGUUGCAAAGAAAGUGUCUCCGGUACCAGACUGUACAUAAACAUUCCAAUUGUGUGUGAUGGAAUUUAACAAGAAAGUCUAGGUUUAACAGUAAAACAGUGAACUUUCACAGGGGAUGGGUGAGAUUUUCUGUUUAUGUUGGCCAUCAGCGUCAGGAAAUGCUGUUUCAGCUAAAGGCAUAUUGUUCAGUUUCUCUCUCGGAAGUUCUUUAAUUUGAGGGUUUACAAAUGACAUGCUUUUGGUUAUUGUUUUUCUCAAGCAGUUGAGGUGCAUUAGUUGCAUUCAUGUGGAGAGAGAAUGUGUGGGUCUCAGAAGUAAUGCUGCACGGGAAGCUGGCUGUUUGGGGACUUAGAAAAGCAGCAUUUUGCGGCUGUCUCUUCAGGCCUCUCCUCACAGUAUCUUGGAUGGUUCUGUAUUUCAGAUGUGCAAAGUAAAGCAAAAACCCAAGUAAAUUGCCUUGAACUUGCAGACUCAGACCUGAAUUUUCAACAAAGCUGUGUGAAGAGAGCCCUAGAUAAUCCCGAGUGGUCAGUGGAAGAGCCCAACUCUCAAACUUUGUUUUCUGCAGCACAGAGAGUUUCCAAAAGCAAAGGGAAGUUUUCGUAUUUUUAUUCCAUUGCUUUUAGUUCAGUAAAGCAUAGAGUUGUUUCAUCUGUACCUACAGCAUAUGGCACCGUUUUCUUAAGAAUUAGGGGAAUAAGGUGCCUACAGUCACGGGAACGUUUCAGUUCCCUUCAGUCAUUCCUCGGGGUUUCUUGGUUUUAUUUUCUAAGGAGGCUGAAGAAGGAAGAGGUGAUAGAGAAGAAAGCAACACCAUUGAUUUUUUUAAGAAAUGAUAUAUAUAUAUAUAUAUGUAUAUGUUUGCGUGUGUAUGUAUUCUAUGUAUUAUUUUGUUAUGAUCCCAAUUAUCUUCUUUCCACCAAAGUUUGCAGUAAUAUUCUCUCCUGAAGGUGCAUCCUGGCUCCUUUAUAUUAGUCAGUGUUAUAUUGUAGGAGACUGUCAUGGAAAAGGACUCAGUUUACUUUUGCCAUUUUCACAGGGGAACCUUUUAAAACAAUCUCUUCAGCAGCAGACACCUUUAACCCUAAUAAUCUCAGGCCUUGAUGAAAAUACUAUAUUUUGUAGAUUAUGGUUAAAGGGAGAAAAUUAUUAGUUCUGUAAGAUAAAUAUGAGCUCCAUUAACUUCUGAUAACUGGUUUAGCAUUACAUAAUGUGUUGAUCUUACGCUCUGCUUUUGUCCAAAUAUGAUGCAAUAGUAUCAAUAUCAAUUUCUGAAAGUUGGACUGAAUGCUUUUUUGGUGAUGAAAUCUGAUGUACGGUAUUUAUAGUGACAUGUGCUUUUAUUUUCUCAUGAGAAACUAAAUAUUAAUUGUGUUGUACAUUUGUUCUUAGCAUAUAUUAAAGUUUUGAACCAAAUGUGUUAAAGCUUAUGCUUUGCCAUGUAAAUUUCCCAGAAGUUGUUGAGCUCAAAUGUAUCCUACAUCCAGCUGUAGAAAUUUGUCAGAAAUUGUUUAAAUUUUGUAUAUAGUUGUACUGUUUAAUUCUAGCCACUGCGCUGAACAGUAUUCGAGUUACCAUACAAUAUGGCUUUACACGAGGAAAUGUGUGGCUUUUGUUUUGUAUUUUUUCAGUAUAGAAGUUCCUGUGUCUUAUUUAAAUAAAGUUAUUAGUAAAACUGGAAUAGUUCACAUA
Messenger RNA from Leptonychotes weddellii (Weddell seal), 3974 nucleotides. Lineage: Eukaryota; Metazoa; Chordata; Mammalia; Carnivora; Phocidae. The record is from RefSeq and is a predicted model, not a curated record.